Messenger RNA from Oncorhynchus kisutch (coho salmon), 1249 nucleotides. RefSeq names its product rap1 GTPase-activating protein 2-like. Bases 333 to 1058 code for a protein of 241 amino acids. Lineage: Eukaryota; Metazoa; Chordata; Actinopteri; Salmoniformes; Salmonidae. The record is from RefSeq and is a predicted model, not a curated record. The transcript has 12 exons. Gene Ontology annotation, biological process: regulation of small GTPase mediated signal transduction. Gene Ontology annotation, molecular function: GTPase activator activity. Gene Ontology annotation, cellular component: cytoplasm.
CAGUCAGUGAGACCACUAUCUGUGUUUCUUAGAGCAUGGCGAUCGAUACCCAGCGACUCCUCUGUCUCUAUGUCCAUACAUGUACUGCAUGUCAGGGCAGGCUCAUGGGGGUUUGUUAUCCAUCAGUGCAUGUCCCUGCGGCCAAGAUGGGGUUAAUAUUUCUAGUCUGGCUGACAGCAGGAUAGAGGGAAGGAAGUAGAGAGAUUAAAUGAGUGAGAGGCAGGGGGCAGAGGAGAGAGAGAGAGAGAGAGAGAGACGAGUGAUUUAGUUCAUCCCUGAUUGACUAUAGCUAGCACACUGGCACUCACAAGCACUAACACCCACACCGAACGAUGGAGAGAGACAGCAGAAAUGAGAAGUUCUUCUCCAGAAAGAGAAGUUUCACUUUUGGGGCAUAUGGAGGUGUGGACAAGUUCAUAUGUGAAAAUGAGACUAGACCAGAACCUUUAGAACACAGCAUUCUGGAUAUUUUGGACUCCCCUACCAGCGAGACCAAACCGUUCCUUUCUGCUGGCAGCAACCGGAAGGUGACAGAGCUGUUUGAGAUCAUUGAGAAGUUGCAGAGCAGCAGGCUAGAUGAACAGCGCUGUGAAUUCCCUCUGCCUUUGAGGUCUCAGCUUUUGAAGAUAGGUCAUGACCUUCCUCUGAUCCUGCCUCCAAAGCUGGGUGGUUACUGGAUAGACCCCCCGCUACAAAAGUUUGCUGAGACCAGUCCGACAUCCUCUCAUUAUGGACUAGACCCAGAGACCUAUGACAUCAUGGAGAGAGACAGCGAGGCCACAUACUACCAGGAGUUCUUCCGCUCACGAUAUCAUCACUCGUUCACAGCAGUGGACCCCUCCCUGGGACCCCUCCUUCUCUCUGUCUGUUUGGAGGAAGAAGAGAAGAGGCUGAGAGUAAUCCUGAGGAUGAGGGAAUGCUCUAUGCAUGGGGUUUUCUCUGUGUCUCUGUUCCCAAACAUCCCGUCUGCUGUGGAGCUGGCCAAGAUGCUAUGUAACAGUGUGACAGUGUGUCCAGAUUUGAUGUGGUCAGUUACCUCAAGGCACCAGAUCUUAUAACAGCAUUUGAUGAACACAGAGUGUCUCUGAAUUUCAAGUUUGGUGUCUUGUAUCAGAGAGAGGGACAGUUGACAGAGGAGGACAUACUCUGUAACAAUGAGGAAAGUGAAGAGUUUCAAGAAUUCCUCUCUAUUUUGGGAGAUACAGUCACACUUCGAGGGUUCACUGGGUUCUGAGGAGGUUUGGACGUG